Messenger RNA from Sabethes cyaneus, 3455 nucleotides. RefSeq names its product calcium-binding mitochondrial carrier protein SCaMC-2 (gene SCaMC). The record is from RefSeq and is a predicted model, not a curated record. Gene Ontology annotation, biological process: transmembrane transport. The transcript is spliced from 6 exons. Gene Ontology annotation, molecular function: calcium ion binding; ATP transmembrane transporter activity. Lineage: Eukaryota; Metazoa; Arthropoda; Insecta; Diptera; Culicidae. The coding region runs from base 398 to 1903 and encodes 501 amino acids.
UGUGUUUUGUUUUAUAGGUUCAUUGGUGUCGCGUUUCGUGUGAGAAAAACGCUUCUUUCCUGAGGCAGAAAAGUCUUAUUCUAGCGUUGAAUAUGCAAACGAAGUAGUUUGAUAUGCGAUAAAGUAUACAGAGUACAAGUUUCAAAAACCGAAAUGGAAAAUUUGGAAUAUUCCAGUAGGUCUGUCUAGCUUCUAAGUGGGCAAAAAGUUUCUCAACCCAUUUUUUCGCUUGUGCGAAAACGUGAGACAAUCUCGUGUGUGAGUCAGCAAAGAGCCAGCGAGUUCCGUGAAAAAAUCAGCGAAUUGAACGCUGCCACUAGAAAAGUGGAAAAAGAGUGGUGAAAGUGAUUUUUGUUCGGAAUUUGGGAGAAAUUUUGGGUUUUGUGGCUUAGAAAAGAUGGUUAACCAAGCAAACAACAGCGGCGGUAGUCAUACUCCGGAACAAGCAUAUCCAGGGGUGCACUAUUUGCACGAGCUUCCGCAGGCGGAUGAGGAGCGGCUGGAGAAAAUCUUCAACAAGCUCGAUCGGGACGGGAAUGGACGCAUUGAUAUACACGAUCUGUCGGCAGCGUUGAAGGAGUUUGGACUGUCUCAUCAGUAUGCGGAGGAAUACGGACAUUCGUUAUUUUUUCAGCGCUUCCUCAAGCAGUCGGACCAGACGCAAAGUGGCGAUGUCGGCCUGGCCGAGUUUAUUCACUAUGUGCGAGAGCACGAAAAAAAUCUACGCCUGCAGUUCACCCACCUGGACAAGAACCGGGACGGUAAGGUGGAUCUGGAGGAGUUGCAAGAUGCGUUCAAGGAUUUGGGUAUUGAAAUGGACCGGCAUGAAGCGGCUAAACUACUUAAGAGAAUGGACAAAGAUGGUAGUCUUAACAUAAGUUAUGACGAAUGGCGAGAUUUUCUUCUCCUAGCACCAUCGUCGGAUAUUCAUGAACUUGUGAAGUAUUGGAGGCAUUCUACUUAUUUGGACAUCGGCGAAGAUCUGAACGUACCUGAUGACUUCACACAGAACGAGAUGCAAACGGGCAUGUGGUGGCGACACUUGGCCGCCGGAGGAAUCGCUGGAGCUGUGUCGCGCACAUGCACUGCCCCGCUCGAUCGGCUUAAAGUGUUCCUGCAGGUUCAAUCCAGCAAGCAGCGAAUCUCAGACUGUUUACAGUACAUGCUGAAGGAAGGUGGCGUGCGGAGCCUCUGGCGAGGCAACUUCAUUAAUGUGCUUAAAAUUGCCCCCGAGUCUGCGAUCAAGUUUGCCGCCUACGAACAGGUGAAACGGUUCAUCCGUGGCAACGACAAGCGCCAGAUGACUAUCUAUGAGCGCUUUGUGGCGGGAGCCUGCGCCGGUGGCGUCUCCCAGACCGCAAUCUAUCCACUAGAAGUAUUAAAAACCCGACUAGCGUUAAGAAAAACCGGACAAUACAGUAGUAUAAUGGACGCAGCCAACAAAAUCUACCGUCGCGAGGGUCUGCGCUCGUUCUACCGUGGCUACAUUCCAAACAUGCUCGGUAUCAUACCGUACGCCGGCAUCGAUCUGGCUGUGUACGAAACACUGAAGAAGAAGUAUCUGAGUCACCACGAGACGGAACAGCCAAGCUUCUGGCUACUGCUGGCAUGCGGUAGCGCAUCCAGUACGCUUGGCCAGGUCUGCUCGUACCCGCUGGCGUUGGUGCGAACACGACUGCAAGCACAAGCGGUCACCAUAGGUCCGCAGAACCCAGCGGAUGGAAUCACGGCUCAAAUGCAGCCGAACAUGACGAACGUGUUCAAGCGUAUACUGCAAACCGAGGGUCCGCUCGGUCUGUAUCGAGGCAUCACGCCAAACUUCAUCAAGGUGCUACCGGCCGUCUCCAUUAGCUAUGUCGUGUACGAGUACUCGAGCCGAGCGCUCGGCGUGAACAUGACGUGAUUUGGUGCGACCACGGAUUCGUCAUUCUCAGUUACUCGGCUAAUCCUGUUGCUACUGCUGCUGCUGCUGUUACUAACGCUAGCGUCGCUUGGUUCGCUAGCUGCCGCCGCCGCAGUGGCUUUCCUAACACCAACAACAACCAUCAAUCAUUUCCGUCGUUGUCAUUCGCAGUCAUCUUCUACGCGUCACUAUUCUUACUGCUCCAUCACGUCCCGGAUGGCUCAUCCGGCUAUUUAUUGAUACUGAAAUUGCUUCCCGAACUAACGCUUCUGCCCUCUUGCUGCUACCGAAGAUAGUACUCAAGACAUCAGAAAAGUAAUAUGAACAGAAAACUCAGCGAGCAUUGCGAAACGAGUCCUCGCAGGGGGACGCAGAUGGAACAGAAUUCCGAGUCACACUGGCCUGUGCUUUUCCUGCGUUUUAAGGUGUACAUACUGCAAGUUAAUUUAUUUUCCAUACAAAUAUUAGUUUUUUUUAUUUAAUUUACUAGUAUCAACCAAUUGAACCCUCCUUUUUUAGUAGAAAACGGCAUCAUUUAGAUUUUUUUAUGUUUAGCGAUAACUGUUCACCAAUCACGAAACCUUCCAAAACAGAACCUAUAAAGUAAAGUAUAUUUCAAGCCGAGCCGUUUAAAAGUCUCUCUAAAAACUGGUCACAAACCGAAACCGUAAAAUAGACAGAUCAAAGUACAUAUAUUCAAAAUCUUAAAGCGAUAAAAAGGGAGUCAUAUGCCAAGCUUAAUUUAUAUUAUUUUAUUAUCCUUUAUUAGUUGCGCCAAGCAUAAGUAGAUGUAUUAGACAAUUUUCCAAUUAGCACAUCUCUCAGACACCACAUUAUCGGGGUAGGAGGCAGACGCAAGAAAUGCGUCCCACCGCCUUCUUCCCCCUAGAUUGCAUUUUUGUUGUCGUUGUUAUCUUCAAAAAUGCAGGAAGCAUUAUGAUGGAAACAUGGCUCCCCAGAUCCGGCGCGGCAGGUUCCGCCAAGGCCUACGGAAGCUAACGGAUGUGAAAGGGUGCGUUUGGUACGAUUGUGCAUAAAUGCGUUCUAGAUACAUUAUUAUGUUGUAGGUGCGAGUGUGUGAUUUCGGUUUAGCUAGGAGUUUUUUUUCGCUUCUAACAAAUGUUACGGACCAGUAACCGUUUUCUGAGGUUUAUUUAGUAUAAAACACAUACCCACAAGGCCAGAGUGAUAUCAAAGCAAAACAAGAAGAAGAUUUUAAAUUUUCCGCCACACUAGAUAAAUGACUCACAAUAUGACCCUGAUACGAGCGUAUUGUCAUUAAUCCCGGUUUAGGGUGUCGUAGAAAUUGAAAAUCUAAGAGGUGCUUACUAGUAUGCCGUAAAAAAGGGUUUACCACGGUUGGGUUUCAACGAAGACAUUGGUAUGGCUCUGUGACGACACAGCAGUGAAAAUAUGAACUGUAAAAAAAAAAUUAAAAGAUCUGCCAACAAAUGAGAAGAAAGUUUAAAAAAAAAAACGUUACAUCGGCAAGUAAGAAAAUAAUGAUGAAUGGUGAAAAAUUUUAUUUUUGAAAUAUAAAAGAAUUAUUUGA